Dioszegia hungarica is the source of this 2304-nucleotide messenger RNA. RefSeq lists its product as uncharacterized. The transcript is spliced from 5 exons. Gene Ontology annotation, cellular component: nucleus. NCBI's taxonomy places the organism in Eukaryota, Fungi, Basidiomycota, Tremellomycetes, Tremellales, Bulleribasidiaceae. The coding region runs from base 1 to 2304 and encodes 767 amino acids. Gene Ontology annotation, biological process: cleavage in ITS2 between 5.8S rRNA and LSU-rRNA of tricistronic rRNA transcript (SSU-rRNA, 5.8S rRNA, LSU-rRNA). The record is from RefSeq and is a predicted model, not a curated record. Gene Ontology annotation, molecular function: polynucleotide 5'-hydroxyl-kinase activity.
AUGUCAGCUCUAGCAGCUAGGCGAGCAGCUCAGACAGCACAGAGUAGCUCCUCAUCGCCAGCUCCUGUUCGAGCUGCCGCCGCGACGAGGACUGGCACAAGAGCUGCUUCUGUCAGCUCCGCCAGCUCGCAAUCUGCAGAGUCAGAGGCCAGCGGUGAAGAAUCAGAGGCCGGGCCCAGCACAUCGUCGACUCCAGCCCACCGCGCUAAGAAGCUUCGGUACUAUGCGGCUCCUGCGGAGGUACUAGAGCCGGGCGAUUCCAGCUCAUCUGCGGCACCUUCAAGGAAGGCGAAGCGGAAACGGGCAUACUCGCCAGGCGCCCCGGUCGACAGCGAUGGAAGUGAGGACUCCUCCGCCGCAGGCGAUGAGGGUGAAGAGGAGACGGGUAUGGAGGAUGCCCCUUAUGGAUCUACGAUGACUACUCCACGCCCAGCCGGGCAAGAAAGCGGCCAGCUCGCUACAACCAACUUCUCACCUAGGCGAGGAGUCAAUGUCGAGCUCCUAUCAAUGGCUGCUUUGGCUAAGGCGGGUCUGCAAAAUAUCUCGGGGUCUGGGCUCAUAGUCAGCUUAGCCCCAAAUGAGAACAUAUCCCUUGCUGGCGUCUUCCACCUCGUACCUCUCCAGCGACCUAUCGAUAUCUUCUCUUCCACACUCUCGCCCUCUCCAGAUCCACAAGCUCGGCAUGCUGUCUUUGCACCCAUCUCGCACCCUAUCCCAAACAUCUCGCACGCUACCGCCCCGGCAAGAGCGCAAUCACCGCUGAUUGCCCGACUGCCACUUCCAGCGGCGUUUGACAUAGCAUCGUCUCGUGCUGUCUUUCUGAUACUGGAGCAACAUACUGGAAUCGAGGGUAUGCGGGGAGGGGCGGUACCAGGGUUCAAUACCAUUUGGGGGGAUGAGAAGGGCUGGCUGGGUCUGAGAGGGGUUCAUGCUAUUCCCGGUUCGAUUCUUUCAACCUGCUACCCAUAUACUACCCCGUCCUCUUGGUCUACGGCCCUCGACAGCCUCAUAUCGCGCGGUCAGGCGAACGGACACACUCAUCACGCCUCAGCAGCGGAUGAAGCCGAGGAUUGUCCCAUCGUGCUCGUCAAGGGUCCCAAGCGGAGCGGAAAAUCGACUUUGGCCAGAGCAGCACUAAAUACGCUCUUGGGUGACUUUGCAAGGGUUGCUUGGCUGGAGUGCGAUCUGGGACAAGGCGAAAUCGGAUGUGGUGGCGUUAUCGGUCUUUGGGUGAUUGAUCAGCCAGUAUUCGGACCUCCAUUCACACAUCCCUGUCAGGCCAACCGCGCCCACUUUCUUGGUACAUACACCCCUCUCACCUGUCCGGACGAGUACCUCGCCGCGAUAGACCACCUCAUCCAGCACUAUCGGUACGAACUCCAAUAUCCACCUUCUUCAUCUACACCCAAAUCUUCCGGAAGGUGCACCGAUACCAUCCCCCUCGUCAUCAAUACCCAAGGAUGGGUCAAGGGUCUCGGCGAAGAGCUGCUGCGCGCAUUGGAAGGAUUCGCUCAAGCCACCCAUAUCUUCGCGUUUGAUACUGCGGCGGACGAGUCAUUAGAGCGCCCCGGCUGGACUAGCAGUCCUACAUUACCCCCUGUCCCUCUUCCACCUACAUCUACUGGCCGGCCACCUCAGGUCUACACAGUCGAGCCUGCGCAAUCUACCGCGCUCCAGGCGAGGUACACAGCUAUCGAUCACCGUACCCUCUCCACCUUAUCCUACUUUCACUCUUCCCUCCCUCCACCUCUAUCUCCGUCAUCAGUCUCGUGGGACUUCUCAGCCCCUCUCAUCGCCAGGACGCCAUACGAAGUGGUGCUCGGUGAUGCUGUCAAGGCUGUCUACAUCAUCGGUGAAGGUUCAGACGGGGUCCUGCCCGAGGACCUCCCUCUCGCCCUCAACGGCAGUCUCAUCGCCCUCGUCGAGGUAGACAACCUAGACCCCGAGCAUCCGGUGUAUACCCAAAAUCGUCCCCUCCCUUCACUCGACGAAGUCAACUUCCUCGGGUUCGGCAUCGUUCGCGCCAUCUCCCCUUCCGUCGCCGCCGAUCAUCGCGGAUCAAAGAUCCACCUUCUUACGCCCCUCUCGGCGGAGACGCUCGGGCGCGUCAAUGCUAUCGUGAAGAAUGGGGCGAUGGAGCUGCCUACGGCGGGUAUGCUGGAUUGGCGGGAUCGCGGGGAGGAAGGAGCGGGCGGCGUGCUUGGCGUGCCAUGGGGAGAGGUGCCGUUCUUUGAUACGGGCGCCGGAGGGGUGGGAGUGGAGAGGAGACGAUGGAGGCGGAAUCUGAUGCGGAAGGGGAUGUAG